Messenger RNA from Exserohilum turcica Et28A, 819 nucleotides. RefSeq lists its product as uncharacterized. Lineage: Eukaryota; Fungi; Ascomycota; Dothideomycetes; Pleosporales; Pleosporaceae. The coding region runs from base 1 to 819 and encodes 272 amino acids. Gene Ontology annotation, molecular function: oxidoreductase activity. The transcript has 4 exons. The record is from RefSeq and is a predicted model, not a curated record.
AUGACGUCCUCACUUCCGUACGCGGUCAAUCUGCUCCCUUUCGCAGGCAAAGUCAUUGCUGUUACUGGAGCCAGUCGAGGACUAGGCUUGGCCCUAUGCAAAUACUUGCUGAUACGAGGCGCUACCGUGUCAAUGUGCGCGACAUCAAAGGAAAAUCUAUCCAAAGCUACCAAAGAGAUCGACAGUGAACUCCCUAAUGCAAAGGGACGUUACUGCACGUGGAUUGUUGAUAUUUCCAACCUGGAUAGUGUUCGGAUAUGGAUUGAAGAGACAGUAACGAAAUUUGGAAAGCUGGACGGCGCCGCUAACGUCGCUGCGGUGGAGCAACGCGACAUCUUUCCACUUACAGAUCUGGACCCGGAAUACUUUGCAAGACUAGUCAAUGUCAAUGUCGUCGGUACCUUUCACUGUCUCAAGGAAGAGAUGAAGGUGAUCACAGAUGGUGGUUCAAUCGUUAACGUAGGAAGCAUCGCAAGCCAGUACGCAAUGUACGGCGCUUCAGCAUAUGUUGCUGCAAAGCACGGUCUAAUUGGAUUGACCAAGGUUGCUGCCCUUGAAGGAGCACCGAGACGAGUCAGAGUCAACGCCAUGUGCCCUGGCUGUUUCAAUACAGAGAUGAUGACCAAGCCGUUCAACUCUCCUGCUGGCGAAUUCCACCUCAACAAGGACAAUAUCCCGUGCAUCUUGAACCGCGAACUACCCGAGACAUGGGAGAUUGCUGGGUCUAUUGCAUUUCUGCUCGGGGACGAGGCAGCACACGUUACGAAAGCAGCAUGGUAUGUUGAUGGUGGAUGGGGAGAGGGAAAGUUAGGUGUGUAA